This is a messenger RNA of Centrocercus urophasianus (Greater sage-grouse), 3346 nucleotides long. RefSeq names its product ST3 beta-galactoside alpha-2,3-sialyltransferase 6 (gene ST3GAL6). The record is from RefSeq and is a predicted model, not a curated record. The transcript is spliced from 11 exons. NCBI's taxonomy places the organism in Eukaryota, Metazoa, Chordata, Aves, Galliformes, Phasianidae. Gene Ontology annotation, molecular function: beta-galactoside alpha-2,3-sialyltransferase activity. Gene Ontology annotation, biological process: glycolipid biosynthetic process. Bases 1235 to 2326 code for a protein of 363 amino acids.
CCCAAAGUGAUACGUCUGUGAACCAAUGUGCAUCACUGAUUGCUGUGGUACCUCUGAGCACAGGAUCACAGCAGCCUGAGAGGCAUGUUCUUUUUUGAAUAGGUCUAAAAAAACAUCACACUUACAAUAACUGACCUAAGUCUUGUGCCUUCUUGCUUUCCAAGAAACAACCCAAAGAGUGAAAGCAGCCUGUUUUUUUCCUGUCCUGUUCCUGUUCGUUUUUUCUGCUUCUAUGCCUGCUGCAGGGCACCUAAGAAUGCUGCUGAGUGCCCAAGCAGACAGAAGAGGAAUAGGCAAGGGCUGAUGCUGCUGAACAGAUUUUGGAGAAACAGGAGGGAGGAGCGGGAGCCUGGUCCUUAGUGAUAAGGCCAAGAAUGAAUCAGGUCAUGCAUGCCUUUGGAACAUUUUGCUGAAUUUUCCCUGUUGAUAGCAUAACUUAUGGUUUGUGUUUCUUGCAUGUGAGAGAAAGAGAGGCUACAAAUUCAUGUGUUACAGGUCUUGUCUGAAACGAACAAGGGCUUGGGUUUGGCUGGAUCAUGCCACUGUACUUGCUUUCUUGUAUUUGAAGGUGCUAGUAGGGAUAAAUUGAGUGAGAGAGAGAGGCUGGAGAUGAUGGUUUGGGUGGGAUGUGGGUUCUGUGUUGUCUGCUGUAUCCAUAAACUCUGCCCUUUGCUGGGCCUACCUGGUAGGAAGAACUGCCUGAGAUUUCUGGAAGGAAUCCAACCUCUCCCCCAGCUGUCCCACAUAAGUCAAUGAAGAUUGCUGGGUGAGAAUACAAUAGAUGUUUUGACUGGACCUGAAUUCCUUAUGAAUGCAUUUUGGCUGAAGGAUAUUCUUGCUUGGGAAAGGUGUUUGGCAUGUAAGUAGGGCUGGAGAAUCACGUAAGAGCAAAAGAGAAGAGAACUGAAAUGGCACUUGACUAUGAAAGAUAUAGCUGAAGCUGCUGUUCCCUGUUGUUUGAUCCAGCUGGCAGGCAUGCUUUGGUGAGGAACAAAAGUACUUAUGUCUGCAGUUAAAAAACAAAAAUGAAAUAAAAUGAUAAACUUAUUGCUGUCCCUCAUAGUACAGAGUAGGGCCCAGCGUUAGUGGGAUGGUGAAAGAGCAGGACACAAGCACUUGAGUCAAUCUAUUAACUCCUCCUGCAUUCUGUCUUGAAGCACUGUGCGGCCAUGAAGAAGAUCCAAGAAGGAUACAGUUCCAGUCUGCACCUCUCCUGGGGGAAGUCAGCAGAACUAUGCUUCAGGCUGUAGUAGCUGGUCUACCAGUCAUGAAACGAAUUCUUCUGUUUUUCAUCCUGGCUGCUGCAGUUAUGUAUGGUAUAUUGCAUGGAAAUCUGUGGAGAAAUAACUUCUACUGGAUUAGCUUUUAUGGACAGACUUCUUCUGUGAGGGGUCCUUCUUCCAAUGAGGCUAGUGGAGUUACCCAGCUGCCACCUACGGCUGUGGAGAGAAGGAACGCACUGGACACUUGUCUUCUGAAACCAGCAUUUGAAUCUUUACUGGAUGUUGACAAAAUAUACCCGUUCCUGUGUGCCAAUGAUUUUAUCAGAGUAGCAGAGUUCCAUGGAAGUGAUAAGUUCGAGCUACCUUAUGGAAUAAAGAGAGCAGAACAAUUUUUUCGUUUAGCCCUUUCGAAACUGCAAAAUUGUGGACUGUCCAACGAAGACGACAGUGUUGCCUGUCGACGGUGUGUUGUGGUCGGUAAUGGAGGAGUACUUCGAAAUAAGACGUUAGGGGGGAAAAUUGACUCAUACGAUGUGAUAAUAAGAAUGAAUAAUGGCCCUGUUAUAGGCUACGAAGAGGAUGUUGGGAGAAGGACGACUUUCCGCCUUUCCUACCCGGAAUCCAUCUUUUCGGAUCCAAUCCACUACGACCCAAAUACUACUGUUGUUAUUAUCGUCUUCAAGCCACGUGACUUAAAGUGGCUUUGGGAGAUAUUAGGCGGUCAGAAAAUAAGUGCUAAAGGCUUUUGGAAGAAACCAGCUCUGAACAUGAUAUACAAAUCUAAUCAAAUCAGGAUUCUUGAUCCUAGCAUCACCAGAAAAACAGCUUAUGAUUGGCUUCAUUUCCCAACAAGAUUUCCCAAAAAAGAGAAACCCAAGCAUCCAACAACGGGGCUAAUUGCCAUUACACUAGCAUUUCAUAUCUGUCACGAAGUUCACCUGGCGGGCUUCAAAUAUGACUUCACUGACAGGAACAGUUCUUUGCACUACUAUGGCAACGAAACAAUGUCUCAGAUGAUGCAGAAUGAAUACCAUGACAUCAGCGCUGAGCAGAAAUUCUUGAAGAAGCUUAUAGACAAGAACUUUGUGGUCAAUUUGACGUGAAAGCUGGAUGGAAAAUAUGAAGAAUAAUCACUAUUUUCAAGAUUUCAAAAUGUUUUAUUUUUUGUAUGACAUUUUUAUUUUUUAAGUGCAACAUAACUGUUUACUGUUGAAAAACAGCACGGAAACCUCAUAAGGCAGAAGCUUCUUCUAAGCCAGAGGAUAAUGGACUAUUCCAAGCUGAGCUAACUAAAUUUCUGUGAAGCUAUUUAAUGGGAAAAACACAAAACUUUCAGCUGAAAGUAUCAGGGAUGUAUAAAAAUGUGAUUCACAUUACUUAUUUAUCAGCAAGAACUUUUUUCCAAAUGGUUACUUCUCUGGAAUACCUUCUUUUCUAAUGUCCUCCAAAAGGAUUACACUGUUAAGAGACUGAGACAACUGUUCAAGUAGUGGAUGGAUGUCAAUGCUUGAAUCUUGUAAUACGAAAGUGGCUUUACAAGCGAUGCCUUUAAGUCAUUACUGUGUGUUUAGGAGAAGGGGAAACAUGCAAACAUACAGAUUUCAAUCUGCCCUCCUCCUGAGCAGAGGACAUCCAUCUUCUGUGAAGAAGCCACAACCUGCACUGGUCAUCAACUCUGAACUGCUGUCUGUGUGUGCCAAAGGUGAAGACCCUUUGGUCUGUUUACUGGAGAUGCUGGCAUUGACAAUGCUCAUGUUGUACCAGUUUAUGGAAAAAAACAUAUGACCUGUGCUGUGCUUCCAAUAAAUUUUACGGUUUUUGACUUCUCAUAGAAUAGAGGGAGUUUGAGGACUGAAGCUUUGUCUCGACUGCUUGUGUCUCUUGCUUCCCCUAAAUGACAACAGGAGUGUGACCUCAGACAGAGAUGUUCACACUUGAGUUUAACCUUAGAGGCACAGGUUUUUGGAUUUCCAGACUUCAGGAUAGAAUCUAGUAUGUCUUUCUGUUCUCCUGCAAGAAUGACAAUAUAUUUUUCCAACUGUAAUCCUCUUUCUUGCAUGCUGCAAAGCAUUUACAACUCUGACAUGCAUAAGUACGAACAAUAAAUGUUCCUGUCUUCGGCA